AUGACGUCCAAGUGGACCAGCAACGCGAACGAGGCGACGUGCCUGCGCCUCGCGGGUGCGCCAUCGCCCGCGGACGGUGUAUUUCACCCCGAGUUUACCUAUCCGAUUUUUGGCGACGCCGAGACGAUCUACGGCUACUCGGACCUGCACAUUCACCUCACCUUUGCUUCCGGCAGCCUCACGCCCGCGCUGGACGUGACGUACGCCGCGCGGAACACGACGACCGCAGCCAAGAUCGACGACGUGAAUGCGACGCUUGCCGAGUUCCUGCCCGAGGACCAGCUCGUGUCGCCUGACGAGGUCAAGAAGAUCGCCGAGGACGAGGCGCGUGGGGGCGCGCGCGCCUUUACGCCGCUCGGCGAGCGCGUGCACAGCUACACGCGCGAGGCGAGUGCCAAAGGCAAGGGGCGCUCGUCGUUUGGCUCGCUGUUUAGCGCGCGUGCGCGUCCGAGCACCGCGCCCAAGCGCGAGUUUCACAUCUACAAGGCCACCUGGGACACGCCCGGCUUCCGCGACUGGCACGCGCGUGUGCAAAUCUUUACCCUCUUUUUCAUCGAAGGCGCAUCGUACAUCCAGGACGACGAGCAAAACUGGGAAUUUUAUACCAUCUUUGAGCGCGUCCAAGGCGCAGAGGGCGACGCGUACCACUUUGUCGGCUAUACCUCGCUAUACCGCUUCUGGUGCUGGCCCGGCAAGACGCGCCUGCGCCUCUCCCAGUUCCUCAUUCUCCCGCCGUACCAGAAGCAGAAGCACGGUGCGGAGCUCUACGAUACCGUAUACGCGCACAUGCUCAACGACACGUCGGUGUGCGAGCUGACGAUCGAGGACCCCUCGGAGGCGUUUGACGGCCUGCGCGACGCGUGUGACUUGCGGCGGGUGACCAGCGCGGACGGCGCGCUGGCGCGUGCGGUCGCCGAAAAGCGCCUCGACGCGCCGAUCGACCGCACUUGGAGCGAAGAGACGCGCGGGGCGUACAAGAUGGCGCCGCGGCAGUGGGCGCGCAUGCUCGAGAUGCUUGCGCUGCUGCACCUCGACGCGUCGGAUGCCGCGCAGCUGCGCGCGUACCGCCUGCAGGUCAAGGCGCGCCUCUUUCGUGUGAACCGCGAAAUUUUGAUGCAGAUUCCGAGGGUGCAGCGCCUCGAGAAGCUGCACGAGACCUUUGAGUCGGUCAUGGACGAGUACGCGGAAAUCACCGGCGUCGAUCUCCCGGACGCGCUCCUCGAGGCGCCGGAGCCGAGCGAAGAGGUCAUCGACCUGCCGCCGCUCCUCAAGCGCGCAGCGUCGGCCGUCAUCGCACACGGCGACGAGCCCGCCGAGUCGCGCAAGGCGCCACGUGUGCAGUAG
Molecule: messenger RNA, 1344 nt
Organism: Malassezia japonica
Lineage: Eukaryota; Fungi; Basidiomycota; Malasseziomycetes; Malasseziales; Malasseziaceae
Gene: HAT1
Product: histone acetyltransferase
Exons: 1
Coding region: 1-1344 (447 amino acids)
Biological process (GO): subtelomeric heterochromatin formation
Cellular component (GO): nucleus
Molecular function (GO): histone binding; histone H4 acetyltransferase activity
Source: RefSeq, a predicted model, not a curated record